Molecule: messenger RNA, 7383 nt
Organism: Durusdinium trenchii
Lineage: Eukaryota; Dinophyceae; Suessiales; Symbiodiniaceae
Source: the annotation of a GenBank genome assembly
AUGGAGGCUGACGCUCUUGGGGCCGCGGCUGAUGAGGUGGAUUCGACUUCAUCGCCUUCGACGGAGGAGUUGCCGAUGCCGGUAUUCCUCCACCGGCAUCGGAGGGGGCUUCAUCGAACCUCGAGGAUGGUGAGCACGCCACUUCGCAAUGCUCAGGCUGAGUCGGGAAGCCCGAGAUCGUGGAGAACAGCGAGCGGGGAACGAAGUGGCGAGAGAGGUGAUGAAGGAGCUUCCAGUGGAGAGGCGAUGAGCCAGGAGUCCGAUCCGUGGCUGGGUGGAGACCCUUGGCAGCGCGGACAGGAGAACUAUGAGCCCAAGUAUGACAACUGGUCAUCUCCGAGCUCUUCGGUGAGUGGCAAUGGAACAUCACGGAGGAGCAGUUCGAAUGACUCUUGGCAAUACAUUCAAGACACCUCAAGGGAGUCUCGACAUGUAUACUGGGCUGAUGGUGGAUGGAGCCAAUCCCAAUGGGGUGCAUCCCAAGAAGAUGACAUGGGGAGUAGCUGGUCUUGGUCCUCUUCAGAAUCAGGUUGGUCCGGGACCGGACCAAAUCAGUGGGGAUGGCGAGAUGACCUCGCCAGAAAUUGGGAGACUGAUUCAGAAAGGUCAGGGACCAGCGAUUGGUCAUCGAGCUCUUGGAAGACAGCCCGGGAAGAUGAUGGACGGGCUGGUGGAGAUUGGGGGCGGACUUCAUCCGGCCUUCAGGGUGGACAAGAACGAGGUCCUGGUGUAUGUGCAGGUGAUCGGGCGGCGGCUGGGCGGCCUACGCCCGUGGGUCUACCUGCGGAACUUGGAGAAGGUCCUCAAGUUCAUCAUGGUGAUCCUCUGCGCAGUGAGGCGAGCAGCCGGGGGGAGCAUGACAAGCAUGAUGGCAUGUCACCAAUGUCACCGGCAGCUCAACCAGCUGGUGAGUGGAACCGACCCUCAGGACUGGUACCUUCGGGGCAACCAUCGGUGGCGGGAGGCUCAGGUGGUGCAGUUGGGGGUUCUUUGAAGGAAGGCACCACCGGGAAGAUCUCCACUACAUACCCUCCCAUCUUCUAUGCUCGACCAGGUGAGAGUUGGGAGCAGUACUGGAGGACUGUCACCUUCUGGUUGGCUUCGGAAGGGAAGUCAUUGCCGGUGGAGAUGCGAGGUCCACGCCUCAUGCAGCAGCUGAGGGAGCGCGCAGGCAAGAUCGUUCAACACUUGACUGUGGAAGAGGUGACCUCCGAACAAGGAGUGCAACUCAUCAAGCAGGAGAUGGAAAAAUCACCAAUAAUCAGGCUCCUGGACAACAAGAAGAUUGACAAGAGACGCCAAAAGUUCAUGAAAUUGACGAGGUUGGCCAACGAGAGCAUCGAGAGCUUCAUCAAUCGAGCAGAGAUAUACCGGCGGGAGAAUGAGGCUUCACCCGCCUAUCGAGUUGGUUCUUGCUUUUAUGUUGGCCAUUUGCUCGACAGCGCAAAACUGACAAGAAAGGACUUGGCGCUCUUGAAAGCGGCUUGUGGAGGUGAUGUCGAAGAUGAAACUAAGGUCAUCUCAGCGAUGUUGGAGUUGGCUGAACAAUUUGAAGGAGCACCACAUUGCCCGAUUGGUCGUGGUGAGCCUCAAUUGGAUAAUGAGGACCAGUACCUGAUCCAGAAGCCUGGCACCUCAUCUUCCUCGACCCCACCUACAUCGGCUUCUGAACAUACUCCACGUCGACGCCCUUUUUCACGGGGGCGGGGUGGUGGCUUUGGGCGUUUUCGCCGUGGUCGUAUUCGAGACGCUCUGGUCGCCAUCCUGGAGGAAGAAGAUGACGGUGAAGGGGUGGCGGAGGAACUGGCUGAAGCCUUGGGGGAAGAUUCGAUGGAUGAAGAAGAAGAGAGAGGAGAACAGGCCAGCGAUCUGAAUGAGUUCAACGACGUCCUAGUUGCCGGACCUACAUCUGAAACUUCAUCGACGGCAACACCCCUGGCGGAGAUCUAUGCCCAGGAGUAUAAAGCCCGGAAUCGAGCGCGAGAGAUCAAAAAGAUGAGGCAAUACUUCCAGAAGGAGGCACCAGGUGGUCCAGCAGCGGCGAGGAAUGAACAUGUGAAGAAGUGGGUGGCCGAACAGCAGAAGAAGGAGCCCUGCUUCAUUUGCCACCAGCUAGGACAUUGGAGCCAAGAGUGCCCAUAUCGUCGCAAGGAGAAGCCAAUGGUUCACUCCGCAAAUGUCUUCGAGCUCAGUCAGCAGGAAUGGGAAAACGUGGGGCAGGACAACGAGUUGGAAGAGAUGUCCGCCCAAGAGGAAGACACGACCGGGGUGGCAUCCUUGAGACAUCCGAUGAGGACGGUGAAGCGGCAAUCAUUGAAUCGCAUGCUGCGGAAGCCAACUUCCACCAGUCCACCGGGGCGCAAGACUCUGAGCAAAAUGACCAAGGGCCGGGACAGCAAGACACCGGAGCCGGAUCAACCUGCUUCGAGUUCCGAGGCACAGAUGAGCAUGGCACAGAUCCAAGCCAUGAUGGUGCGAAUGCAGGAGAUGAUGAUGGCUCAGGGCAUGCCCAGGGAGCAGGAAGUCGAGGCAGAUCAGGGGCACGAUCCGGGUCAACGACAUCGAGGACGCAGUCAGGAGCCCGCGAAGACCAAGGACAAGGUGAAGAAGACACCCAGGGCGGUGAGGACAGCGGCCCUGACGGGAGACGAAGCACCGUUUCCUUCUCUGUCGACUCAGUUCUCGGACGACCCCACGAUGAACCUCAUGAUCAGCCUGCGGUCGCAGACUCUCACGUUCAAAUGGAAGCUUCUCCUGCUCAUGUUGAGGAUCAAGCACGCGGUGGAGGUGGAUUAUGAAGCUGCACGGCAACCACAUUGCAAGUCUAUGGGGCCACCUGGGAGCGGCAAGGCAGCUGUGCUAUUCCCCAAAGGUGGCUUGGCUGGCACAGUGAUGCAGGAGGAGACCUCGACUGCUGAACAGGAGGCUCGUCGGAUGGACCGGCUCGACCUCGUCAUGGGCACCCCGGGUUAUGAGUCGGCGAUGGACGCCCUCCAUGUGGUGCCGGACUAUGAGAUUGUGAAUGACGACGGUGGCCAGUCUGACGAUGAGCAGGGUGCUUCAGGAGUCCAGAAAGCAUUGCAGACUCACUCAAAGAUCUUUGACGUCCUGGACGCGAAGUCGGCUCAGAUUAAAGUUUGGACUUUGUUUGAAGUCUUUGCGGGCUGCGCCCGUUUUUCUCAACGGGCAAUGCACCGCCGCAAUGCUUGCUGGGACGUGUUGCCCCCACAAGACAUCCUGUAUGGGCUGGAUCUUUUGAAGGAAGAUGAACUGGAGAUGCUCAAGGAUGUCAUCAGGACCCAACGUCCAGAUGUUGUCACUGUGGCUCCUCCCUGUGGCCCAUGGUCUUCCUGGCAGCGGAUGCGCAAACGGAAGAGUGCCUUGAGAGACCUCCGUCGCCAACAUCUACCAUUUUGGGAUUUUGUCACUUGGCUUUGGGAGUUCCAAUGUUCCACCGGGGGGUUGGUGGUGCUUGAGCAACCGGCCUCUUCUGAUGCUUUGCGACUGCCGAUGAUGACCCGUCGCCGGCGAGUUCACCAGCGGGUAGUGCACAUGUGUCGCCUGGGGAUGAGAGAUCAAGUGACGAACAAGCCUCACAAGAAACCAACAGUGGUGCAGAUGAACCAUGCGGCCAUCACGACUGAGAUGUUCCCUCAGCGCCUGUGUGAAUGCCAACCCGGUGAACACCAGCCGAUCGAAGGAUCUGUCCAGGCUCUGAUGGAUGAGAAUGAGAGUAUGAGGGUCGAGCUCCAUCAACACACACCGGAUACCAGAGUGUGGGAGGCAGUACCCGUGGAGGUGGAACCCACGGCAGAAGGACAGCUAAGGCAGCAGAUGGCAGUGACCGACGGCCUCCACAGGUAUGACUACGUCUCCUUCCUGGGUGCUUCAAAUGGACUCAGCAGAAAGGUGCGCUCCACGCUGGCUCACCUUCAUGUGGCGCUGGGACACAUCAGCAAUGAUAAGCUGGCCCGGAUGAUGUCACAGAAUGGGGCGAAGCCGGUGGUUUUGCAGGCCAUCAAGGACUUGGACUGCCAGAUAUGCAAACAAGUGGUGGCACCACACACCACCCCAAAAGCGGCCUAUGCACGGCCCAUGUCCUUCAAUGUCCGAACAUGUGCAGACACCUUCUAUGUUUGGGAUGCUAAGGCGACCAAAUUUGCAGUCACCCACGUCCUGGACGCUUUCUCGCUCUACCAGAUGGCGAUUGCAACGGUGGACGCCUCGGCCCAAAGCACUGUGUCUCUGCUGAGGGAUGGUUGGAUCAGGGCUUUCGGCGCACCCAAUGUGUUCAUGACGGACCAGGGGCCGGAAUUCCAAGGUCAGGUGGAAAGCCUUCUCCGGACCUUCAGCAUCUACCACGACAUGGUGCCGCCAAGCGCUUCCUGGCGGAUGGGACUGGCAGAGAGGCAUGGGUCCGUCUUGAAACUGUUGGUCAUGAAGAUCAUCAAGGAGAAGACUAUCAUAGGCCUGGAGGAGGUGCAGACGGCGGUGGCCUCGGCGGUGGCAUCUCGGAACCUACAGGCCCGAGUAGCAGGAUUUUCGCCGGCGCAGCUGAUCUUCGGCAAAGAGAUGAGCCUGCCGGGCAACCUGAUGGAGGCCAUUGCCGGUCAGUUCAAGUUCCAGGUAGCCAACCCUCAGACCAUGGAUGAAGCAAUCCAUCGGGCGAGCUCGAUCAGACGAGCGGCCACAGAGGCGUACCAGUGGUUGGAGGCGAGCGAUGCAUUGAAGAAGGCUGCUGGAUCAAGGGCGAGGCUGCCUCGGUUAGAACUGCUGGUGGAGGGCUCGAUGGUCAUGUUCUACGAGCCGCCUGUGAGUCGUCGUGGACUGGCCCGCCGCUUGCAGGACCAAGUGUCUUGGGUGGGACCAGCCGUGGUGGUGGCGGUGGAAAGGUUCGACGGGGCGAUCAAGCGGGUGUGGAUUAGAUACAGGCACAAACUUCGUGGACUACCUCUAGAGCAUGUUCGAUUGGCAACUGGAGAUGAGAUUGAGUCCACAAAGGUGACCAAAGAAGCUCUACAAGACCUGAUGAAGAAACUCCAGUCGGGCAGAGUGAAUGCAGACAUUGCGCCUGAAGAUGAGCCGGUACACUUGCCAACACCUGCCGAUCCUGAUCCACGGUACCCGCCUAUGGAGUUCAGUGAUGAUGAACAACCGGCUGAGGACAAGCCCGUGCGAGUAGAGGAUCUCCACCGUGCCACUUCCGUGUUAGAUGACAUACCCAUUUCGGUGGCGCAGAAGAUCAAACAGAAAGCAGAUCAAGGGCAAGCUGAUAGAUCAACGAGACGCAAGCUGGAUGCGGAAGCUUCGUCUAUCAGGGCUACGGUGGCUUCGUCUUCGGCAGUUGAUCCAGCUUUGACAUCUGUCAGGCAGAAGCGGGACUUCUAUGAGACUGCCUUUAAGUCGACCCAAGAGCACCUGAAGAAGAUGAAGACGAAGCUUGAGAAAAAGGAGGCCAUGGUGGUCGUGCCUGUCCGGGAUUGCGAGCUCGUUGAAGAAGGGGGCGAGUCGGAGGUGCCGAACAGUGCAGACCCAUGCUAUAGCCCAUUUUCGGAAGAUACCAAUGAGACUUCACCGUCAAUGGACUCGCCAUUCAUUGAGGUUGACAUGUUUGCGGUGCCCAAUGUCUAUGAUGAUCAGGGCAAUCCCCAUGAAGUCUCACAUGAUAUGUACGUGGUGGACAUGUUGAGGGAGUGCCCACCGAUCAAUGUUGACUAUGAUGUGCUGGAGGCUGACUGGCGACCUGACGGUGAGAGGAGGAUCGGUAUCCGGCGGAGGAACCCAACACCAUGCAUUCGUGCCAAAGUGCCUGUGGCCAAGUGGCGCACGCUGGGAGAUGUUCCCGGAAGGCUUCGACGGCCUCUCACUCGUACCGAGAUCAUCGAGGUCUACAAGAAGGCACCUGGACGUGCUCAAGUGUUGGACGAACUCAGUGACUACAUGGAAGCGAAUUUGCCGGGUGAGAUGUUGCUGCGGUUGAGCGGUGAGUCUGACUAUUGGCUGCAUGCGCCUUCGCAGCGAGAGCUAUGGCGAGUGCACCUUCAACCUCGGCAGUACCUCUUUGUGCCGGGCGUGGUCCCUGAUGAAGAACACCCACAAGAUGCACAAGGUAUUCCUUCUGAAGUACCUGGACUACAAGGGCUACGGGCGACUCAGGUGGGGUACCUGUCGCCCCAGGCGUCCAAGGAGUACUUGGUGGACAACAUCAACUGGAAGGGCUGGAACGCUUCAGUGCAUCUGAAUCAAUUGUCGCGAGGUGUCACUCGGUUCGUCACUAUGGACCCCGUGAAGGACCACCCUAUCUUGGCCACAUGGAAUCAAGGAAGAGCUGCUGCGGAAGAUUUGUGGAGGAGGCAUCUCAAAGCCAAUGCCGCUUACCAGGUGUUGGUGGCUGAAGGGCAGGCGGCCGACUUUAUUGCUCCGGCCGAUGGACUACACGCUGACCAAUCUCAUCGGUUGGAGGUAGCCUUGGAUGUGCUAGAGUGUCUGCUGAAGCGCGUGGUGCGCUCAUCCCUGGCGGCGGAAGUGUCGCAGGCGGCGGUGGCCAUGGAGGAGGCAGACUUCUUGAGGGCUUUGAUGGCUGAAGCAUUGGAGAAGAACUUCUCCCUGAAGAACUGGCUCCAGUCGGUGGCCAGAUGGCGCCAGGUAGCCGUGAUGGACUCCAAGACUGGCUACGACUUGCUGAAUGGCACAUCGCUCGGAGAGGACAAGAGAUUGGCCAUUGACGUGGCUUCGAUGAGGCAGGCACUUCAUGAAGACGGAGGGUCUCGGAUGGUGAGAUGGGUUCCAGGAGAAGAGAUCCUAGCGGACGACCUCACGAAGCUGGUGGGAAACCAGAAGCUGGUCACGGCCAUGGAGGACGGCAUGUGGGCGCUGAAGGAUACUGAAGAGGCAAAACGCCUCCGAGCAGACGCCGCGGUACGAAAGCGUACCUACAGGUAUGACACUGCCAUCGACAUGUGGUCUUUCGGAUGUAUUUUGGCUGAGUGGGAGCCCUGGCCGAGAGAGGCAGUUGCGUUCAUUUGGGAGGGUGACAAUGCCCAUGGCGAUAGCAGCCUGACGCAGACUCUUUUUGAGUUGAGUUCUGGAUAUUUCAUUGACGUUGUUGAGAGUUUGACUACUUGGAUGUGUGGAAAGCAAAGCUAUUGGACAGAGGAAGAUUUGUUGCGCCGGCUUGGCAAAGAACGGGAUGAGCGCUCGCCGCUUUGGGAUCCUAUGGGAGACCAGAGGCUUUAUGACAAGCUCCUGCAGAGUGUCACUUGCUUCGAAGACUCAGCACGUUUGGGGCAUCCGGCCGUGUACAAGAGCUACGCAGCCACCGAGUGUGGACCGACGCCAGUGGCCGGGAAGCGGCGGAGCAUUUCCUGGGCCAACGUGGCUUAG